Daldinia caldariorum is the source of this 1535-nucleotide messenger RNA. RefSeq lists its product as uncharacterized. The record is from RefSeq and is a predicted model, not a curated record. The coding region runs from base 285 to 1292 and encodes 335 amino acids. Lineage: Eukaryota; Fungi; Ascomycota; Sordariomycetes; Xylariales; Hypoxylaceae. The transcript has 3 exons.
UGAGCCAUAGUAUCGGUAAACUUAUAUAGAGAGAUUCGAGGCUACCUGUGUUUAUCACGAGUCCCGCCUCACAGCCUACUCACUUCACAUCAUCAAUCGUCGAACGAUCUUUAUUAAACGAUAGGGGCCGGCACCCUCUUGGUCUACCUUCUAUACCUUGGAUGCAAAGAGGUGAUUGCGCGGCUUAGAUUGGAUAGUAUUGAUCAAACUUGGAACUUUCACAUAUUAGUCCUUGUUACCCAAUCAACAAGGACAUCUCAGGUAGUUGGAAGGAGAAGGAAAUCAUGAGUUCGCCUACAGCCGCCAACCCAGCGACAGCGGGGUCCAUUUCACGAGAGGGGAAGAAGAGAAAGGGAGUACGGAAGGUCCUAUAUAACGUAAAGACCGUUUUUAAAUGGAGUGCCCGAACCAAGAAGGGCGCGCCACCGACUGAACCUGCACCUGUAGCUGCAGCCGCGGUAUUAAGCCAACCUGCUGCACCAUCGCAGCCACAGUAUGAAGGAGCCACCAAGAUUCCUCGCAUACAGAUUCACGAGGAGCGUGCGAAGAAACUCGGUACCAAGUAUGGCUUGGAGAUAAAACCAAGCGAGUGGCAUACUACCGAGGGAGAGGUCCUCCGAGUUGAGAAAUCAGUCCGUAUGCGGGUUCACCGGGAAUGUCAUCAGUGUCAUUCCGCGUUCGCUGCGGGUGAUGAGUGCCCUAACUGUAAACACAAGCGCUGUAAACUAUGCACUCGACACCCUGCCAAGUUGCGCACGGAGGAAGAGAAGCAGGCUUUGCGAGAAAAGAGGGAGGCAGCCAUCCGAAGGAACAAGCAGAACGCUCCUAUUGUCCCGAGCUACGACUAUUCGGAGACGAUUGUUUUGAAGCGUCCUCGGAAGACAGGGCAGGAUCUGGUCUACAAGGGCAAGGCCCGCGUGCGUGUGAGAAGACACUGCCACGAGUGUAACCACCUGAUCACUGGUCAUGCAAAGCAAGCAAGAAUUUGCGACAACUGCGGCCACAAACGUUGUGCCGACUGUCCGAGAGAGCCGAACGACAAGAACAAGUACCCAUAUGGAUAUCCUAACGACGAGCCGGGCAAGAACUUUAAAGGAGUGUACGCUUGUCACGAAUGCAGGAAGAAGUUUCCGCCAAACGCCGAUGAUGGAACCGAGUGUCGCAACUGUUCUCACCAGAAGUGCGCCAAUUGUCCGCGAGUUAAGCCGAGGAAGGUCGACCCUGAACCGGACCCUGAUAUUUUGGAAACCCUACGACUCCGUGUGGCGGCCUUGUCGACUGCGGAUAGUUAAAAACCCUUUCAAACAUACCACCAGCCUAAAUGAAACCGAACGAGAGUCCCGAGCCGACCGAAUCUUUACCCCCCGUCUUGAAUUUACUAUACAGCGUGUUACUCAAGACUGGACUAUUUCUAUAUCACCCCUAUAUUCGGGCUAAGUGUAUAUAUCGGACCUACCGACGGUAGCAUUAUGUGCAACGAAUUACGAUAUGAGCCGCAUUAUACCAGAUUAAGCACGCGUUGAUAUUUACAAUUA